Molecule: messenger RNA, 1116 nt
Organism: Capra hircus (goat)
Lineage: Eukaryota; Metazoa; Chordata; Mammalia; Artiodactyla; Bovidae
Gene: HIKESHI
Product: Hikeshi, heat shock protein nuclear import factor
Exons: 5
Coding region: 229-822 (197 amino acids)
Biological process (GO): protein import into nucleus
Cellular component (GO): cytosol; nucleus
Molecular function (GO): Hsp70 protein binding; nuclear import signal receptor activity
Source: RefSeq, a predicted model, not a curated record
AAGCCCCGGAAGUACUCGUCGCCUGAGAGGCUAGCUGGUUAGGAAGCGGGGGGUCAGAGGUCGCGGAGGCAGAAGGCGUUCCUGCCGCUGGCCUCGUCACUAUGUAGCUGAGGGGCAGGAGGCCUACUCCACGUUCUGGAAGGUUCUUGGGCUCGACCACGGCAGUAGCCCCAGGACUUCUAGUCCUCGACCUCGGGUCCCUGCCGGCCGAGCGGAGUCGCCGCCGCCAUGUUCGGCUGCUUGGUGGCGGGGAGGCUGGUGCAAACAGCUGCACAGCAAGUGGCAGAGGAUAAAUUUGUUUUUGACUUGCCUGAUUAUGAAAAUAUCAACCAUGUUGUGGUUUUUAUGCUGGGAACAAUCCCAUUUCCUGAAGGAAUGGGAGGCUCUGUCUACUUUUCCUAUCCUGAUUCAAAUGGAAUGCCAGUAUGGCAACUCCUAGGAUUUGUCACGAAUGGGAAACCAAGUGCCAUCUUCAAAAUUUCAGGUCUUAAAUCUGGAGAAGGAAGCCAACACCCGUUUGGAACCAUGAAUAUUGUCCGAACUCCAUCUGUUGCUCAGAUUGGGAUUUCAGUGGAAUUGUUGGACAGUCUGGCUCAGCAGACUCCUGUGGGUAAUGCUGCUGUGUCCUCAGUUGACUCAUUCACUCAGUUCACACAAAAGAUGCUGGACAACUUCUACAAUUUUGCUUCAUCAUUUGCUGUCUCUCAGGCCCAGAUGACACCAAGUCCAUCUGAAAUGUUCAUUCCAGCAAAUGUGGUUCUGAAAUGGUAUGAAAACUUUCAAAGACGACUAGCACAGAACCCUCUCUUUUGGAAAACAUAAUUUGAAUAAAAUAAUUUUUAAUGGAUUCUGAAAUUUGUCAUGUUUUGAAGAUAAUGACUAUUUGAAAGCAUGAAGUCAAAAGGAUCAAUGAAGCCUAAGUUUAAAAACUGCUUAGUGACUAUGAAGUUUAAUUAAGACCUUUAUAAGAAAUUAAAAACAUUAAAAAAUGAAAACAUGUUCAUCAUUAAUGACUCUUUUCCCUUAAGCUUAAAAUAUUCAAGAGGUAAAACAGUUUGUUUGGGCUAUGAUUCAUGUUUUACUUAAAAAUAAAGCAUAUUCACAAUAGCGUACCAA